AUGAUAUGGGCUACAAGGAAGUUAAGGCAUUACUUUCAAUCUUUUAAGGUGCAUGCGAUUUCAAAAAUAGACCCUCUAAAGUACUUAUUCGAGACUCCGUCUUUUAUAGAAAAGCUAGCUAGAUGGUUGGUGCUUUUAACAGAAUUCGAUAUUGAGUACGUCACUAAGAAGGUAGUCAAGGAUAGAGUUGUGGCUGAGUUUGUAACCCAAAAUGCAAUUAAAGGAGACAACCCUUGGGAUUUGGAAUUUUUUGAUGAGAAUCUAAGGGCAAUCGAGAUCCAAGAGUGGAAGAUGUACUUUGAUGGAGCCGUGAACACAAGAGGUGCAGGCUUAGGAGUAGUUCCGAUCACACUAAAAGGAGAGAUGUUAUCAAUGGCCAAGAGAUUGGACUUUAAGAUGACCAAUAAUAUGGCAGAGUAUGAAGCAUGUUUAUUUGGAUUAGAAGCGGCCAUGGUAGUAGGAGCUAAGUAUCUAAUGGUUUACGAGAAUUCAAUGUUAGUAAUUCAACAAGCCAUCGAAGAAUGGAAAGUAAAAGGAGAGAGGUUGAAGCCAUAUGUCAACUAUCUCAGGCCUUUAGUGUAG
This is a messenger RNA of Ricinus communis (castor bean), 582 nucleotides long. RefSeq lists its product as uncharacterized. The transcript has a single exon. The coding region runs from base 1 to 582 and encodes 193 amino acids. NCBI's taxonomy places the organism in Eukaryota, Viridiplantae, Streptophyta, Magnoliopsida, Malpighiales, Euphorbiaceae. Gene Ontology annotation, molecular function: nucleic acid binding; RNA-DNA hybrid ribonuclease activity. The record is from RefSeq and is a predicted model, not a curated record.